AUGCCGGAAAACAUUGAAAUGCCGGAACCUGACCAAGCACAAGGACUUCAGGCUUCGACGCUCAGCUUGGCAGAUCCAAUUCCUGAAAUCGUGGACCAUAUUUGCGCACAAUUGCUCAACGAUGGGCAGACGCUUUUGAAGCUGGGUGCAGUUAACAAGUUUUGGUGGGGGAUUACAAGGGACCCGACGCUGUGGGAGCGCUUGAACGCUGCGCGCUUUGGUCCAUCUGCGAAUCCCUGUUGGAUCAAGAGGCAGCUGCUGCCGAGGUUCCGUUGGAACCGCUCCAGCUACGUGCCGGGGGUGGGGAUGUACGUGCGCAAGGAGGCCGUAGCGCGUGUGUUGGGAAGCCCGCUGCCACCCCCGUUGCCGCAGCAGGUGGAGCCGCAGGCCCGACCGCCCGACUUUCCCGGCUGGGUCUUUUUCCAGCUGAUGGAUUCCCCCGGUGGGGAUAUCCGCCACCCCGCCAACAAUGACGCGGACUUCACCUCAACGUGCGUUCGCUGUCUGGUCGGGCAUGGGUGGCCGUGGAGGGUUGCUGGUCAGGCAGCCCAUAGUUGCUCCACUUUGGGGGAGUUGGCGGAGGUGGCCUCUGCGCUGCCCCACUGCGUGGCCUUCAACACAUCGGGGUACCUCAAGCGAACCCUGCAGCCGCAGGCAAGUGGGAGGCGUAAUCAGAGGCAUGACGGGGUUAACUGGAUUUCUUCAGCAGGGCCUUGCAGCUGGUGUGGCAUGUAUGUUCGGGAGGACGUUGUGCAAGCUACGGGGCUCAGGCGGCAGAACGGUGGCGGCUUUUUGGACCCCUGUCUGCGGUACUUCCAGCUGUCCAAGACUCGGCUGCUGGCCGCCAAGGAUGUCGACGUGACCUGGCUCAAUGAUACUUACCUGACACGGGUCCCCGACCCGGCGCCAUCGAACAUGGCGACAGCAGGGUCGCGAGGUUCCGCCUCAGCUGCGGCUGCCGCGGUGCCCAGGGAGGUCGUCAGGCUUAGCCACGUCUGCUGGCUGGAGCUGAAGAGCGAUUUUAGAGGUGUCGGGCCCGGUCGGUACCGCUGCGUGUGGGUCCUAUGGGUGGACCAAGACUGCAACGCGUCCGAGAUCAAUUUUCAGAUCACGCUGGCUGCGGCCCGGCGGCUGGGCAGAGGCCUGGGCCCCAGCACGGAAAUAACCUGGGAAGCUCCUCCGGCUGACGCUGCUGCUGCUGGUGGUGGUGGCGGUGGUGGUGCAGCUGCUGCCGCGGGGCCUUCAGCGGCCAGAGGCAACGAGGCAGGGGUUGCAACUGUCCAUGGUGGCCGUGGUGGCGUUCCCGGGCGAGGUGAGGAGUUGGACAACGUGGUGGUCGGUAAUGCGCACCUGCUGCGGAACGCGGGGUCGAGCUGGCACCAUCAGGAUGUGGGCCGCUUUGAGGUUCCGGCUGGCCUUGUGUACGAUGUCACGGUUGUCGGGUUUGCAAAUACUGGGGCCCGUUACAAAGAGGACAAACCGCUCCCAAUCCACGACACCCCCUAUCUUCUCCGUCUAGAGAGGGAGCUGCAGGAGGCAGUCGAGCUGCAGCUGGAUGGGGGUGUCGAGGACUGUGCAUCGGUCAAGUUACGUUUUAGAUAUUAA
Volvox carteri f. nagariensis is the source of this 1605-nucleotide messenger RNA. RefSeq lists its product as uncharacterized. The record is from RefSeq and is a predicted model, not a curated record. Bases 1 to 1605 code for a protein of 534 amino acids. NCBI's taxonomy places the organism in Eukaryota, Viridiplantae, Chlorophyta, Chlorophyceae, Chlamydomonadales, Volvocaceae. The transcript is spliced from 9 exons. Gene Ontology annotation, molecular function: protein binding.